This is a messenger RNA of Babesia ovata, 2676 nucleotides long. RefSeq lists its product as uncharacterized. NCBI's taxonomy places the organism in Eukaryota, Apicomplexa, Aconoidasida, Piroplasmida, Babesiidae. The record is from RefSeq and is a predicted model, not a curated record. The transcript has 3 exons. The coding region runs from base 1 to 2676 and encodes 891 amino acids.
AUGCCCGCCGCGUCUCUCUUGGAAGUUAAAGAUGCAAUUUUGUAUGGUUUGCACAGCAAUGUAACUCAGCUUGAAAAGCUUUUGAAAACAUCUUGCGGAGAUAAGGGGUGUUGUAAUUACAAUGCUGAAAAAAAUAAGCUUAAUGAUGCCAAUGAGACACUUAAAAAACACCUUAAUGAGGAAAAAAAUCCCUCUAAAAAUCUUGAUAACAUCCUUACUGAGUGCAAGUUAAAUGAUCUUGAUGGUCCCUUAAAUCAGCUUAAUAAGGAAAUUACUGAGAAAAUUCAGGAGCUUGAAAAAGACAUUGAAGAGCUUAAAAAAGAGCAAAAUGAUGAUAAUAAAAGUAAAAAUGCCUCUGUAAUUGACAAGCUUUCUAAAUCUCUUGACUCUCAUCAGACGUCUAUGAAGUCUCUUGAGACACUGAAUAAGCUUUGUGCAUUUGCUGAGAAAAUUAAUGAAAAUCAUGAUAACACUAAAAAGCUUUUAGAAAGCCUUUGCACAGGCCUCGAAAAAUUUCUCGGCUACCAGGAUGGUAAUUACACCGGAGAAGGAAUUGUGUACUCGGACCUUGACAGGCUCUGCGACGGGGUGAUGUCUUUCCUUCAUGGUGUUUUAAAUGAUGUUCAUACAAAUGAUAAUCUUCAAAAAUAUAAUACUCCUUUAACUGUGCCACUUCAAAAAAUUACUGAAGCUCUCUAUAAUAGAAAAAAUUUUGAUAGUAGUAUUCGCGUUGUGAGCGAUGGGAUUAAGCAGUGGGUGAGGGGGGUGGAUGAAAAGCAUAGAGAGGUGAUGAGGCCGUUGGAAGAGCUUAAGGAAUCGUUAAGUGGGCAUAUGGAGACGGAGAUGAAUGACAUUUCUAUUACAGAUCAGUUGUUGACUUGGCAGGGAUUUGCUGGACUUUACCUCCAAAAGGCUCUGCAAUCGGAAAGAGCUUUAAGGGAUAUUGAUGAUGGCCUGAGUAGGAAAAUAGCGUGUAAAAUAGAGUUGUUAAAACAGGUGAUGCAGAAUUUUUGGGAUGCGGUGAAUAAUGAUGACGUGAAAAAUUCCGUAAAUGAGUUGAGAAAAGAUAAGCAUCUUAAGUAUAUUACAAGCGCCGUGCAAUCGGCCAAGAAGUUGGCUAAGGAAUUACUGAGCGAGGAGGCAAAUGGAUUUACGCAGGGUUACAAGGAGAAAAUCACCGAGAAGUUUAGUGAAAUUAAAACUAGAAUAGAGGAGUUUACAAAUGACGGUAACGGCGGCGGCAGUAACAAGUCGGAGCUGUGGACGCAGUUUGAGAGUGUUCAGAGUAAAGUCGGCGAGCUUCAAUCUAAUGUGCUGGCUGAUUUGGAUAGUUUGAGAGGGGAGAUUGAUGAGCUUGACGACACUGUUUACAGCAAUCCAGAAGAAAAUGAGCUUGUUAAAGAGGCGUUAUCUAAGCUUGGGACGGCUAAGAGUACGCUGGAUCUGACAACUGGAGACAUCACUGCUACAUCUACGUCACUUAAAAGUAAAUACGAACGUGAUUUGAAUGGGAAAUUCGAGACACUGAUAGAGAAGUUCCCGACAUUCAAAAAUGUCGUUUUCGGUGACGGAGGAACAUCCUCCAAUCCAGACGAAAAUUCUCUCGCUAAGCUGAUCACAAAGUUAACGACUGUCAUUGGCAAUACAGGCGACAUCAGUGGUUAUGGUCUUGUAGGCGCCGUUAACGCCUUCAACAACGCUGCUAGACUACAGAUCCAAAAUGCCGCCAAAAAGGCUAUUGAGGAGGCAAUUGGAAGAUUUCAAAUGGAAGACAACGGUGAUGAACCCAAAAUAAAAGUAGCACAAUUAAUGAAGCUCUUUGAGGCGUCCAGAAUGGAACUUAGCGCAGCCGUUCAAAAAAUCCAGGUGGAGCUUAAUGACCUUAAGAAGCUUCCCGAAGCCGUCAACAGUGAGAAAGAAAGCGCCGGUGCGUACAUGGCCGAAUUGAAACAGAGGAUCGAGAGUAUUCAAUCCCGAAUUCAGGGAAUCGACAGGCCUAUCGGGACCGCCACUAGUGUCAUACAGGCGGCCAUCUCACUGCUAGAAAUAUCAAUAAAAGACGCUGAAAGUAAUGCCCAGGUUGUCACGUCAGCUCUCCGAAUAGAUUUGCAAAAACGAGUAGGUCAGGCAUUUGACGACUUGGAUGAACACGUCCAAAAAAUGUUCGAUGCCCAGAAGAAAGCUGAAUUAAAGGCUCUCUCAACAUCUGUGUCAUCGCAAAUUCCUAAGAUCCAAGACUCAAUUGACGACGACAUGGAUGCAGGCCUGAAAGGCCUGAUGAACAAGCUGAAAGCUGUAUUUCCCAGUCUGACGAAUUCGGCCAAAGAUCUACAAACCGCUGCCAACAGAGUAAAAAGCUUUUAUGACAAAUUCCUCAACGCUUUAAAUGAGCAGUCCGAUUUAACCACUGACGCAAAUAGAAUCACAACACUGCAAGAUGCCCUGCUCCAAGUCCUCUCCACAAUGAACACCAAACAACACUUCCACCAGGAAGUCUCCGACAAAAUCGACGCGCUCAACACAGCACUGCACAACUUCACCCCAAGGAAUUCGCCGACGCCUCUCCCUGCUCAACGUCAUAAGGCGCGGCGUCACUCGCCUCCACGAGGAGCUACGCAAGCAGUACGUCAGCAGGUACUCGGGGGAGACGUUCGGUGGUCAACUUGUGGAGACUAA